Rhododendron vialii is the source of this 1519-nucleotide messenger RNA. RefSeq lists its product as uncharacterized. Bases 224 to 1201 code for a protein of 325 amino acids. Gene Ontology annotation, molecular function: nucleic acid binding; zinc ion binding. Lineage: Eukaryota; Viridiplantae; Streptophyta; Magnoliopsida; Ericales; Ericaceae. The record is from RefSeq and is a predicted model, not a curated record. The transcript is spliced from 3 exons.
UCUCUGUCUCUUGUCCAGUUGUCUCUGCCUCUCUCUCUCUCUCUCUCUCUCUGUCUUUCUCAUAGAAGACCAUCCAAACCCUAGAAACCCUUUCCUGGAGGCACAUUAUCAUUCACAGAAGCUUGACUUUGAUUUCGGGAAUGAGAUUGAUAGCUUUUUUAAUGGGGCGAGGCUAAACACUCUGCUUGGUCAUUCUCGACACGGGAAAACAACUUAAACGGCAAUGGAGGAAGAAGCAAAGGGGGAAAAUGUUAUGUCUGUGGAGCUUGCAAUCCAAAGAGAGCUGGCUUAUAGAAGGAAGUUAGCAAGCUUCCGUUCACGCUCAAAUCGCUAUAUGGAACAACUAAUGCCUUUCCAAGUGCCCUCUCUAAACCCAGGUGAAACAACAAGACCAAGGCCUAUGCCAAGUUCAAUAUCAGGCUCAAGUGUGGGUCUGAUUCCAGCUUUAUCUUAUCAAGUGCAAGCGUCAAGUUCCAAUCCAGGUCCAUUGCUUACACCAAACCAGUUUCCAUGUCCAAACCCGGGACCGCGUUCAAUGCCAGUUCCAAGCCAGGGUCUGGUUCCUUGUGUGUCACCUUCAAAUUCACACCCAACCCAAAUGCCAUUUCUAGCACCAAGGCAGAUUCCAAGUCCUAGGUCAUUGGCAAGGCCUAGUUCCAGGUCACUGAGUUCUAGGUCAUUGGUGAGGCCUAGUCUGAUUCCUAGGCCAUUUUUGCCUGGGAUUAAGAGGAAAGCAACUACUAGCAACCUCCAAUACCGGCCACCUAAGCAGCCACAACCUUCUAACAACAAUUUCGUAACUGUAGAUCCACUGGGCAAUUUCUUCUGCAAGGCUUGCCAAGUGCCCUGCUCUGGCCCUGACUGUCUCAAACAACACUUGAAAGGGCACAAACACAAGGCUAAAAUGCAGUGCUUGCAAAUGAGCAAGAGAGAAGGGCGAGGGAAAGAAGGCGCUCUGCAUUGUGAACUUUGCCAAAUUUGGUGCACAGACGGAGAUGCACUUGAAAUGCACUUGAAGGGUAAAAGUCAUCAGGCUAAAGUGCAAGAGUUGGAGUAUGGUAGGGAAGGGAAAGAGUUGCGACCACGGUGUGAAUUAUGCCAAAUUUGGUGCAUGAAUGAAGACGCGUUUCAGCAACAUCUCAAGGGGAAAAAUCACAUUACUCGCCUCUAUGCUGUUGGGGGAAUAAGGGUCAACAGGUAGAGGCUGCAGUGAUGAAUCUGAAGAUGGUAGAUGGUAUGAAGUAUGCUUCCCAUGCCAGGAAAAAGAAAAUUUAACAUGACUGAAUUAAAUGGAUGUUCAAUUAGAUGGUAUACAUCCUUACGCUCCCAUUCCCUGGAAAUUGUGAAUAUAAGAACGUAUUUCCUUUUGCAAUGCACAAAAACUGCGUAUUAGGAAUGUAUGAUAUUUCCUUUAGACAUGCUCUGCCGAUUCUCUUGCUCGUGCUUGAAAAUUGCUGUAUAUGCUUUAUUGUUCAGAAUCUAUGAUUUCCGUCCUCAAGAAUUUUCUUUUGAUCGGCAA